GCCGCCCCCCGCGGGCCGCCGGCGCCGCCCGAGCCAGCCCUCCGCGCGGCCUCUCCCGACCCCGCCGCCUGGAGGAUGAGCGUCCUCGGGCCGCCCGGCCGGUGGGGCUGCCGGUGCCUGCCGCUGCUGGUGCUGCUGCUGGGCGCGGAGGGCGCCACCCGCUACCGGGCCGGCGACCCGGUCCUCCUGUACGUCAACAAGGUGGGGCCGUACCACAACCCGCAGGAGACCUACCACUACUACCGGCUGCCCGUCUGCUGCCCCGAGGAGAUCCGGCACAAGAGCCUCAGCCUGGGCGAGGUGCUGGACGGCGACCGCAUGGCCGAGUCCCUCUACGAGAUCCGCUUCCGGGAGAACGCGGAGCGCCGGGUCCUGUGCCAGCUGCGGCUCAGCCCCGCGCAGGUAGAACAGCUGCGCCAGGCCAUCGAAGAACUGUAUUACUUUGAAUUUGUUGUAGAUGACUUGCCCAUUCGUGGCUUCGUGGGCUACAUGGAAGAAAGUGGCUUCCUGCCACAUAGCCACAAGAUAGGACUCUGGACCCAUUUGGACUUCCACCUGGAAUUCCACGGAGAUCGAAUCAUAUUCGCCAACGUGUCCGUGCGGGACGUCAAGCCCCACAGCUUGGACGGGUUAAGACCGGACGAGUCCCUCGGCCUCACCCACACUUACAGCGUGCGGUGGUCUGAGACCUCCGUGGAGCGCCGCAGCGACAGGCGCCGCGGGGAUGGCGGGGGCUUCUUCCCCCGCACGCUGGAAAUCCACUGGCUGUCCAUCAUCAACUCCAUGGUGCUCGUGUUCUUACUGGUGGGAUUUGUGGCUGUCAUUCUCAUGCGUGUGCUUCGGAACGACCUGGCUCGGUACAACCUAGACGAGGAGACCACCCCUGGAGGAUCCAGUGACGACUUUGACCAGGGUGACAAUGGCUGGAAAAUUAUCCACACUGAUGUCUUCCGCUUCCCUCCGUGCCGUGGUCUGCUCUGUGCCGUGCUGGGUGUGGGCGCCCAGUUCCUGGCCCUUGGCACUGGAAUCAUCGUCACAGCGCUGCUGGGCAUGUUCAACGUGCACCGGCACGGGGCCCUCAACUCCGCAGCCGUCCUGCUGUACGCUUUGACCUGCUGCAUCGCCGGCUACGUGUCCAGCCGCCUCUACCGGCAGAUCGGAGGCGAGCGUUGGGUGUGGAACAUUAUUCUCACCACCAGUCUCUUCUCUGUGCCUUUCUUCCUGACGUGGAGCGUGGUGAACUCAGUGCACUGGGCCAACGGUUCCACACAGGCUCUGCCAGCCACCACAGUCCUGCUGCUCCUGACGGUGUGGCUGCUGGUGGGCUUCCCCCUGACUGUCAUCGGAGGCAUCUUCGGGAAGAACAGCUCCAGCCCAUUUGACGCACCUUGUCGCACCAAGAAUAUCGCCCGCGAGAUCCCGCCCCAGCCCUGGUACAAGUCCACUCUGGUCCACAUGACGGUGGGAGGCUUCCUGCCUUUCAGCGCCAUCUCUGUGGAGCUGUACUACAUCUUCGCCACAGUCUGGGGUCGUGAGCAGUACACCCUGUACGGCAUCCUCUUCUUUGUCUUCGCCAUCCUGCUGAGCGUGGGCGCCUGCAUCUCCAUCGCGCUCACCUACUUCCAGCUGUCGGGGGAGGAUUACCGCUGGUGGUGGCGGUCCGUGCUGAGCGUCGGCUCCACCGGGCUCUUCAUCUUCCUCUACUCGGUUUUCUACUAUGCCCGGCGCUCCAACAUGUCGGGAGCGGUGCAGACGGUGGAAUUCUUCGGCUACUCCUUGCUCACCGGUUACAUCUUCUUCCUCAUGCUGGGCACCAUCUCCUUCUUCUCUUCCCUAAAAUUCAUCCGUUACAUCUACGUGAACCUCAAGAUGGACUGAUGGUUUCCUUCCCCCCCUUCCCGCCCGCGGGCCCCUCCGCCAGCCUCUCCCCACCGACGUGAGGGCACUGCUGCCUUACUGUCGGGGAAACCGCGAGUCUCUAUUCUAUAAGAAAUAUAUAUUUGAGCUUUUUCAGUC
Perognathus longimembris pacificus (Pacific pocket mouse) is the source of this 2016-nucleotide messenger RNA. It is a transcript of the gene Tm9sf1, whose product is annotated as transmembrane 9 superfamily member 1. The transcript has 7 exons. The coding region runs from base 76 to 1878 and encodes 600 amino acids. NCBI's taxonomy places the organism in Eukaryota, Metazoa, Chordata, Mammalia, Rodentia, Heteromyidae. Gene Ontology annotation, cellular component: membrane. Gene Ontology annotation, biological process: protein localization to membrane. The record is from RefSeq and is a predicted model, not a curated record.